AUCGGCCGCCGGACCCUCUGUGUGUGGCUGGUGGGAGGACGUAAGAGAGGACUGUUUCUUGCCUCAGUCCCUUCCCAGCAGUCUUUCCUUCUUGGUGAGGCUGGGCUGGCGGCAGGUGUUCCCGCUUGCUGUGUCGCCUGGGGCACCAUAGAGAUGUGGUCCUCCGCCGGCCGAGACCAUCCCCUCCCGAGUUUGGGCUACAGCGCCUUGUCGUUUCUGGUCGCUUCGGGCUGGUUAAGGAGCUCGGCUUCUGAGGAGGACGCGGCAGGGUAGGCAAAAUGGGAGAGAAGUGUGGCGUGAUCGGGAUUUGCACGCAGAGCUUCGAAGGGGAGAAGGGGACGCCGCCUGCUUCUGCCCCCGCCCCCCUUAGAAGGUGCCGGACCUAGGGUCUUUGCCUCAGAGGGGGCCUGAGGGGAAGAGCAGGGUCAAGGACAGUCUUAGGUCACCAGCGUGGCCAGCAGGCUGAUCUGCAGGUGCAUCCCCGCACAACUCCCAGCUGACACAUUUACAUCGGCCGAGACGCAUUAAGAUGGCUAGCUGUGCCACUACCAACCCCGCGGAGACACUUCAGGAGGACGCCGUGUGUGCCAUCUGCCUGGAUUACUUCAAGGAUUCCAUAACUAUCGGCUGUGGGCACAAUUUCAGCCGAGGGCGUGUGACCCAGCUGUAGGGCUGGGAGGAUGAGAACAGGGACGAGAAGGAAGAUGAAUGGGAGAAAGAAGAGGACGAGGCCGUGGGGGCCACUGGUGGACGGGACAACUCCAUUCGAGAGGUUUUGUACCGGGGCAAUGCUGACGAGGGCUUCCAAGACGAAGAUAAACCCUGGGUUGGUGACGGAGGCAUAAGGAAUUGGGACAGUAUGGACUAUGUGUGGGACCAGGAGGAAGAUCGAGACUGUUACCUGGAUGGCUUGAGACAUGACUUGAGAAUUGACGUCUACCCAGAAAAACAAGAGAUAUUUGAAGAAUAUGAUGAGGAUGAAGAGCUGUAUUCUGACAGCCAUCUGCCUCCUCCCCCAACCCCUCAGCAUCAGUUCACCAGCCCCCAGUGCCUGAAGAACUUUACACCCUUUCUUCCCAACUUGCAGCUGGCCAACAUGGUCCAGAUAAUUCACCAGAUGUGCCCCAUGCCUUACCAAGGGAGCCGAGGAAAUGAUCAGGGCAUCUGCUCCAAACACCAGGAAGCCCUGAAACUCUUCUGUGAGGUGGACAAAGAGGUUAUCUGUGUCGUGUGCCAAGAAUCCUGGAGCCACAAACAGCACAACGUGGUGCCAUUGAAGAGGUGGUGCAGGAGUACACGGAGGGCGCUGCUAAAAUCAGCUCAUAGAGUAAGGGAUGAGGGAGACCAGCCAAAAGCAGAAGGCACCUUUGGAAGUCCGGGUCUCCAGAAAGAGGAAAGAGGAGGUACUCACAGUUGGGACCUCGAAAUUAAGUACCCGCUUCAUUGUCCUCUGAACUACCAAGCGGAAAGGGCGGGGCUCGCGUUGUGCCACCUAGCGGACGGUGAAGCCGUAAGGCGAUCCUCAUGGGAAUGUGCCGUACAUUUCAACUCUUUCACGUCUAAGAAAUCACACCCCAGCAAAGGUUUAAGGAACCUCUUUAAAUAUUCGGUCGUGAUAGUUUCAGAGUGUAUUCGUGCGGAGCUGUCAAAGUAUGUUGCGUGGCGGAGGGGACGUGUCGUGCGAUUUCAACAGCUGUUUCGGCUACAUGGCGCUGCCAUCUUAAGCAGAAGUGAAUCAUGGGAGCCACCAUUUUGGUCGGGCGGGCGGGUAUUUCCGGUUCCGGCAGUGGGUUCCUCAUCUUUUUCUACGCAGGGCCGCGGCCAGAGCGCCGGUGCUGCUGGUCUCUCUGAGCUAUCUGGUGCCAUCCUCGUCGCUGCGGCGACCCUCGCACCCGCCGCCGUCAUGACUGAGCAAAUGACCCUUCGUGGCACCCUCAAGGGCCACAACGGAUGGGUUACCCAGAUCGCUACCACUCCACAGUUCCCGGACAUGAUACUGUCUGCCUCGCGAGAUAAGACUAUCAUCAUGUGGAAGCUGACUAGGGAUGAGACCAACUAUGGCAUCCCCCAGCGUGCUCUGCGUGGCCACUCUCACUUUGUUAGUGACGUGGUUAUCUCCUCUGAUGGCCAGUUUGCCCUCUCUGGCUCCUGGGAUGGGACACUGCGCCUCUGGGAUCUCACAACGGGCACCACCACACGACGAUUUGUGGGCCAUACUAAGGAUGUGCUGAGUGUGGCCUUCUCUUCUGACAACCGGCAAAUUGUCUCUGGCUCCCGAGAUAAAACCAUCAAGCUGUGGAAUACUCUGGGUGUCUGCAAGUACACUGUACAGGAUGAGAGCCACUCGGAGUGGGUGUCUUGCGUCCGCUUCUCCCCCAACAGCAGCAACCCCAUCAUCGUUUCCUGUGGCUGGGAUAAGUUGGUCAAGGUUUGGAACCUGGCUAACUGCAAGCUGAAAACCAACCACAUUGGCCACACAGGCUACCUGAACACUGUGACUGUCUCUCCAGAUGGAUCCCUCUGUGCUUCAGGAGGCAAGGAUGGCCAGGCCAUGCUGUGGGACCUCAACGAAGGCAAGCACCUCUAUACCCUAGAUGGUGGGGACAUCAUUAAUGCUCUGUGCUUCAGCCCCAACCGUUACUGGCUCUGUGCUGCCACAGGCCCCAGCAUCAAGAUAUGGGACUUGGAGGGCAAGAUCAUCGUAGAUGAACUGAAGCAGGAAGUUAUCAGCACCAGUAGCAAGGCCGAGCCACCCCAGUGCACUUCUCUGGCCUGGUCUGCUGAUGGCCAGACUCUCUUUGCUGGCUACACAGAUAACCUGGUGCGAGUGUGGCAGGUGACCAUCGGCACUCGGUAGAAAUUUAUAUGGCAGAGCUUUAGAAAUAAACUGGCUUUCUGACUUUUUGAAA
Messenger RNA from Loxodonta africana (African savanna elephant), 2909 nucleotides. RefSeq lists its product as uncharacterized. The record is from RefSeq and is a predicted model, not a curated record. Gene Ontology annotation, cellular component: nucleus; cytosol. NCBI's taxonomy places the organism in Eukaryota, Metazoa, Chordata, Mammalia, Proboscidea, Elephantidae. Gene Ontology annotation, biological process: rescue of stalled cytosolic ribosome; positive regulation of protein phosphorylation. Gene Ontology annotation, molecular function: ribosome binding; translation regulator activity; zinc ion binding.